Molecule: messenger RNA, 2372 nt
Organism: Stegostoma tigrinum
Lineage: Eukaryota; Metazoa; Chordata; Chondrichthyes; Orectolobiformes; Stegostomatidae
Product: baculoviral IAP repeat-containing protein 7-like
Exons: 8
Coding region: 461-2011 (516 amino acids)
Biological process (GO): regulation of cell cycle; positive regulation of protein ubiquitination; negative regulation of apoptotic process
Cellular component (GO): cytoplasm; nucleus
Molecular function (GO): ubiquitin protein ligase activity; cysteine-type endopeptidase inhibitor activity involved in apoptotic process
Source: RefSeq, a predicted model, not a curated record
UCACAUGGAAUCAGACAGAGCUCCACGCUCCCUGCACUGGAACAAGAGAAUGUAACAGACCGAACAGUCCAGUAAACUAAUCUACUGCACAGUUACCCAGCACAAACUCAGACUGAAUAUUGUGCGAACAAGAAAGUCACUCAAGGUUGAGUCUAGACUGGAAUCCAUUCUGACCAGUGAUGAUGCGCGAUCGAGUGUAAUAUUUUAGGUUGAGCGACUUUGGUUUAUGGGCUUCUGCAAAUUUGUUUUGCCUUUGUUUAGAGUGAUGCUAGUAAAAGGAGGUUAUCAAUAAUACUGAUGUGAAUGUUGGAGAGAUUAUUGAAAGUAUUUGCCAUGCUUAAAAGGUUGUCUAGUGGUUUGAAGCUGGCCUCACUUUCCUCUUAGUCAUUCAUUCUAAUUUGUUUGCUGCAAAGAACAUUGAUUUAAAGUUGGAAACCAAGAGAUAUUUAAGAUAUUUAAGAUGGAGAAUAAGGAGUCGAUGGGUGCGGAGAGGGGGAGAAUGGGAAGGGUGAUUACAGUCUGGGAGAGUGUAGAGCAAGUAUCUGUGGGGAGGGAGAAUGCUCAAAGGGGGUCUGCGGCGGUGAUGAGUACAGAAAGAGGCAGAGUAAUCCCCUCCGACCCCUGUAGCAUUGGGACUUGGGAGCAAUUCCCUAGCAUAGGUGAACCCUCACAGUCCUAUGAUCUGGCCAAGGCUGGACCACACUCCCCAGUUGACCAGCUCCAUUGCCUGGAAGCUAGGCCAGCUGCAGGUAUCUGGUACUGUGGUGGAGGAGUCUGUGGAGAUAAAGGUCAGCCUCUUGCAGUCUCUGAGCUGUCAACACAGGCUGAUCCCAUGGGAGUGCUCACGUGCCAGUUUCUGGGGAAUAAUCAUGCCAUUACUGAAAGAGCAGACUGUUUGAAGAGUGAAUGGGCUCCUAAUCCACUCCAAGACCCCAUUCCUCUGAGAUCAGAAGCUAAGACCCAGAGAAUAUUCUGCAAGCAGCCGGGUAGUAACUUGUGUUUCCACAGCACCUUCUUGAGACAAUGGUUACCAGUCAGACACUCUGGGUCAGAGCCGGGGAGGCAUUUCCCCCCUUGUUCCUCUGCCUGCGACCUGAACAAUAGUGUUGACCCCAGCCUAAAACAGCAAAAGGCUGACACUGUGGAUGGCCAAAUCAUUAGCCUGCUCCAGCGGAUAAGUGUGGAGGACUCAGCGCCGCCUUUCAAUAUAGAGAUGGAAGCAGAGGAGGUGAGACUGAGAACCUACCAGAACUGGCCGGCUGAUAUCCCGAUCCAACCACAGCAACUGGCCCAUGCUGGCUUCUUCUACACUGGUCACCGUGACAAUGUGAAAUGUUUUCACUGCGAUGGAGAACUCCGAAACUGGGAGCUGGGAGAUAAUCCAUGGAUGGAGCAUGCAAAAUGGUUUCCACGCUGCGAAUACUUAAUCCAGAUGAAAGGGAGAGAUUAUGUGAACAGGAUUCAGGAACUACAUUCCCACAUCACCGAGUCAGCGUUUCAGGUCAGAUCGCAGCCACAAACAUCCACUGGACAAGAUGUAACUGGAUGUGCAGCACCGUCUCCUCUCAUGCAAUCUGCUGUAGUUAAGUAUGUGCUGCAGAUGGGAUUUGAUCGCAGCUUGAUCGAGAGAUUGGUCUGUAGCAAGUACCUGGUGUCUGGGAGCCAGUACAGCUCAGUCAGUGACCUUCUGUCUGAUCUCCUGGCAGCUGAGGAGGGAGGGAGAGAAAGGAGACACCAAAACACAGGGACUGACCAGAGGCAAUGGGAAGCAGGACCUGCCCUCACUGAGAGGAGGGGGACAACAACGCAGAGAAGGGACUUGAGUGCAGAAGAACAACUGCGUCAACUCAAGAACGAACGAACCUGCAAAGUGUGUUUGGAUAAAGAGGUCUCCAUUGUCUUUAUUCCUUGCGGACACUUGGUGGUGUGCAGCGACUGUGCUCCGAGUCUCCGGAUGUGUCCUAUAUGCCGAGCUGUCAUCAGGGGCAGUGUACGAGCCUUCAUGUCCUAAUGUCAGCAGCUUUCACUAGUGAAGAUCUGAAUCCCUCCCUGAGGAUCUGACUACAAUCUCACAGCAGACAGAUGAGGAUUUUUAACUUUGAGUGAAGAGAGCUGACCCAUGCAAUCAUGAAUGUAAACUAUGACCUUGGAGACUGACAUUUGUCAAUGACAGCGGUCGGUAGACUUGAGGAGUGGGGUGUGUGGAGGCGGGUUGUCAAAUGAAGUCUCUAAUCAGCUGACAGCACUCCCCGCAACUGUGCCAAACCCCUGUCUUGCCUGCAUUGUCACUUUGCUGUUAACUGCGAGACAAAAAGAUUAUGAAGUGUAGCAAAAUAAUGUGCAUUGGUAAUUAAAUGACGAUCACAACUGCA